AUGUCAUUCGACUCUCUGACUGAUGAGGAGAAGGCCUUGUUGCAGCCUACUAUGGUAUUCAGCUGGCUGGACACUUUGACCUACAGCAAUAUCAACAAGACCCCGGGGGGCGCCAUACCUAUGGACUGGAAAUAUCCAAAGGAUGCAUCAGCGGCAGAGAAGCGGGACUUUGCGCUCCAAGGGAAGCCCAUUCCGCGUCACGAAGCCUUUGAUGUAGAAUACGCUACCUUAACUAGGACCUUGGUCACUCUCAUGUAUGGGAUGCUUAUACCAGAAGAAGGAAAGCCUGAGCCGCGGAUGUACAUUCACGAUUGCCUAAGCAUAAUUGAUGCAGACAAGGGGGAAGAUCACGUUCCGGUUGAGACUCUCGAUUGCCUGCGCGCGCUCAAGACGGAUUUUGAGAAAAGAAAUAAGCCUGAGUAUGUUGCGGGAAUUGACAACCUCAUACGGGAAUGUGAAGGGCGUGCUGCAAAGAACAAGGAAGCGAGGAGUGGUCGAAAUACAAUUGAGGGGUGA
Messenger RNA from Alternaria conjuncta, 516 nucleotides. RefSeq lists its product as uncharacterized. NCBI's taxonomy places the organism in Eukaryota, Fungi, Ascomycota, Dothideomycetes, Pleosporales, Pleosporaceae. Bases 1 to 516 code for a protein of 171 amino acids. The transcript is spliced from 2 exons. The record is from RefSeq and is a predicted model, not a curated record.